UCAACACCAUCGCAACUCGCCCGCGCGAUCUCUCCUGCCUCACCCUCCACCCCCACCCCCCUCACCCGCGGCAGGCAGCAAUGGCGACGCAGUGCCCGCCCGCAUCGCCGCCGCAGCCUGACCCUGCCACUGCCCCUGCCGCCACCACCACUGGAGGCAGCGGCAGCGGCAGCGGCGACAGCGGCGCAAGCGGAAUCGGCACCAUAAUCUUCUUCCACCCAGACCUGGGCAUCGGCGGCGCGGAGCGGCUCGUCGUCGACGCCGCCGUCGGCCUGCAGCAGCGUGGCCACCGCGUCGUCAUCUUCACCAAUCACUGCGACCCUUCGCACUGCUUCGACGAGUGCCGCGACGGCACCCUCGACGUCCGCGUCCGCGGCGCCUGGCUCGUCCCCUCGACCAUCCUCUCCCGCCUCGCCAUUCUGUGCGCUAUCCUGCGCCACCUCCACCUCCUGCUGCACAUCACGCUCUUCACCACGGAGCUCGCGUCGCUGCGCCCGCGCGCCGUCGUCGUCGACCAGCUCUCCGCCGGGCUGCCCAUCCUGCGCUACGUCCUCGACCGCGGCGUCCCCGUGCUCUUCUACUGCCACUUCCCCGACCUGCUGCUCGCCCGCGGCCGCGACGCCUCCCUCGCCAAGCGCCUCUACCGCGUCCCCUUUGACGCCAUCGAGCAGUGGACCAUGGCCUUUGCCCAUGCCGUCGCCGUCAACUCCGACUUCACCCGCUCCGUCGUUAACAAGACGUGGCCGCGGCUUCAGCACAGGGUGCCCAUCAAGGUCGUCUAUCCUUGUGUCGACGUGGAUGGUGCUGCCGUCCGGGAGGACGACGACGGGGCCAAGACUGGGGCGCCGAUAAACGAUGGUGAGAAGCUGUUGGGCGGCGACCGCGUCGUACUGAGCAUCAACCGUUUCGAGCGCAAAAAGGACAUUGGGCUCGCCAUUAAGGCCUUUGCUGCCAUCCCUGCCGCUGAUCGCAAAAAUGUGCGACUGGUACUUGCUGGCGGCUACGACCCCCGCGUCUCCGAAAACGUCGAGUACCACACCGAGCUCGAGGCCCUCGCCUCUUCCCUCUCUCUCGCGCACCAUACCGUCACCCCGCCCUCCAAGUCCUCGCCCUCGUCCACUCCCGCGGCGACCCUCUCUGCCGUCCCCCCCUCCGCCUCCGUCAUCUUUCUCCUCUCCGUGCCCCACGCCCUCAAGACGGCUCUCCUCCGCGCCGCCUCCCUCCUCGUCUACACCCCCUCCAACGAGCACUUCGGCAUCGUCCCCCUCGAGGCCAUGCUCGCCCGCGUCCCCGUCCUCGCCGCCAACACGGGCGGCCCCGUCGAGACCGUCAGCGAUCCCGCCGCGGGCUGGCUCCGCGACCCCGCCGACCCCGCCGCCUGGUCCGCCGUCAUGCGUGCCGCCCUCGCCAUGCCCCCGGCCCGCCUUGCUGCCAUGGGCGACGAGGGCGCCCGUCGUGUGCGCGAGCGCUUCGGCAGGGACAAGAUGGCGCAGGCGCUCGACGGUAUCCUCGGCGAGAUUCGCGCCGCGAACCCCCGCCCGCCCUUUCUUAACUACGUCAUCAACCUCGUCUUGCUCGUCGUCUUCUUUUACUUGGGCCUCCUGCUGGCCUCGACAUACCGGCGCUUCGUACGCGCCUGACACCUCCCAGCAGUGCCCGAGAAGUCGUGUGUCAUGUACAUAGUUUAAGUCCAGUCAAUAAUAUCAAAUACUCGACAGGGGUCAUCUCAUGGAAAAA
Molecule: messenger RNA, 1737 nt
Organism: Purpureocillium takamizusanense
Lineage: Eukaryota; Fungi; Ascomycota; Sordariomycetes; Hypocreales; Ophiocordycipitaceae
Gene: ALG2
Product: Alpha-1,3-mannosyltransferase-like protein
Exons: 3
Coding region: 81-1640 (519 amino acids)
Molecular function (GO): alpha-1,3-mannosyltransferase activity; GDP-Man:Man(1)GlcNAc(2)-PP-Dol alpha-1,3-mannosyltransferase activity
Source: RefSeq, a predicted model, not a curated record